AUGUUAUACAAUUACUAUUAUAUUCUUACAUUUAUCGUUUUAACUGUUAUUUUUAUCUAUAGUCGUCUGUUCGAUGUCUUACUCCUAUACUUUAAUUAUCGUCUCUAUUGCUAUAAAAAAAUUCGUCGCCCAUAUCGCAUAAUAUUAGUACGUCAUGGUGAAUCACAAGGAAAUGUUGAUAAAACAAUUUCUGCACGUCUACCUGAUUCACAAUUAGAUUUAACAGAUACAGGUAUAGAACAAGCACGUAAUGCUGGUAAACAAUUAAAAGAAAUUAUUAAAGAUAAAACAGUUUAUGUUUAUUUAAGUCCAUAUAAACGUAGUAAACGAACAUAUGAAGCUAUUUCAAAGUAGGUACAAAGCGUAUGAACAUCAUAUAGUUAGAAGUAACAUAGAAUUCUAAACAAAAUGGCAUAUUUAGUUCCUUUUGACAAAAAGAUUUGCAUUUUUUUCGAAAGCUUUUGAACAAAAGUCUGUCCCCUGAAAAAAUCGAAAAUUUUUUUUGUGUCAACUUUUUGCAGAAGGCACGUCAUUCGAUGCAGAAUUUCACGCUAAUUACGAAUCUGAGAUCGUUUUUUCGGAAAAUCUUCCUCUAAUUGAAAAAAUAGCUUUCUUUUCACAUGCUGUAUUUUGGACAUAUCUUUGGCUUUUACCUGAUGCCAGGGUGAGGCCUGAAAUUCGGCAGUACACUUAUUCAUGUGUAAAAACGAUUCUUGUUGUAGCUAAUGCAUGGAAAAGAAGACCUCUAGGGUUAAGCUUUCCAUCAGUUGCUAGUGAAGUACUGCGAAAAAUUAACGAGAAGAAUGAUUUUUUUACCUCUUUGAAGCGAUUUUACAUUAAAGGAAUGGCCGGAUCUUAUAUCGCGUCCUAGCGCUCAUAACUUUUAAGGCAGUUGUCUAAAGCGUAAGAGCUUGAGCUUAAAUCGCUUGAUUGAGAGUUCGCACUGUAUACAAGCUGUGUAUGCACACACUUCUUUUUGUCUAGCAGCUGUAUAUUCACUGUAACCCAGGUCGUCCAUUCCGGCGUGAGAAUCCAACAUCCUGGAAGUUGUCGAAAUUAGAUAAAAUCCGACAGCAACCAUACCAGAAAUCCGUGCCGGAAGAUGUCUGAAAAGAUCCGACCGGAUCCAACAUCUUCCGGCGGAUGAAUCGGAUUUCGCUGGAUUUGAAAGAAUGUGACCAAUUUUGGGGUUAAAAAUAGUCUUCAAUUUUUUCUUUCACUUCCUAGUGGUUCUUCUCUCUGUUCGUUCAGAGAGUGGAGGGACCCACUAGCGAGGACGUGUAUAAAACGCCUGUUGAACAGUGUGAGCGAUCACUCACACUAUUAAGAAUUUGAGGAGGACAAUUUCUCAUUUUUCAUUUUCUGUAGUGUCGUAUUUAAAGUGCUCCUGUCGUGAAACAAAACGGUGAAUAUAUUAUGCGCACAGAAAAGAAGGAAAAAAAAUGAAGUGCACAUCACAGGAUCCGUCGAUUUCCGGUCACCGGAAAUAAACGGAUCCGCUUGGUUCCGGAUAUCGGAUCUUGCAGGAAAAAAAUAUCGGAACGCGAAGGAAUUUAGCAGAUUCCGAUCGGGCGUCCGCUUUCCGGAAAUCACCGGAAUUAAAAGGAUCCGGCAGGAUCCGACCGGCUGAAUUCGAUCUGAGGAAACAGACGAACGCAAAGAUUAGUGUUUGAUUGAACCCGAAAAUCAACAUAUCUUAGGUCAAAAAAUCGAUAAAAGGAGAGGAUCUUCUAACGUGGUGUUUGCAUUAUGCGUGAAAGAGGGGUCUUCUAUCGUAAGGAGUCCUCUAUUGUGUACGUUUUUAUUUACUUUUUUUAUUUUUUUCAGAUUUUCGGUCAAAAACUGAUUCUAGGAAGAUCUCUUUCAAUGAAGUUUGAUCACAUCUGAAAUUUUGGCAGAGCUCAAAACUCGUUUGGCUUAGGGGUCGACAUCUUCAACUUGCUCGCCUAAUAAGUUUUGUAGGUUAAGGGUGAGGGACCUC
This is a messenger RNA of Didymodactylos carnosus, 1981 nucleotides long. The record is from the annotation of a GenBank genome assembly. NCBI's taxonomy places the organism in Eukaryota, Metazoa, Rotifera, Eurotatoria, Philodinida, Philodinidae.